Mytilinidion resinicola is the source of this 538-nucleotide messenger RNA. RefSeq lists its product as uncharacterized. The coding region runs from base 1 to 516 and encodes 171 amino acids. The transcript has 2 exons. Lineage: Eukaryota; Fungi; Ascomycota; Dothideomycetes; Mytilinidiales; Mytilinidiaceae. The record is from RefSeq and is a predicted model, not a curated record.
AUGAAGUUCCUUCAAAGCAUCUCCCUCUUCUUCGCGGCCAUGACCAUGGCAGUCAUGUCAUCGCCCGGACCAGGACCCAAUCCGAUAGCAGCGCCUGAAAUCGCCGAUGCCGCCAUCAUGGAAGCCCUCCACACUCGCCAAAUCGACACGAGCGAGAUCACUGGCCUGGUCAAGAACCUCACAUCUAUCGUCUCGACCGUCGGCUCAAUCCUCACCCCAGACACCCUCACGGAAGUCAAGUCGAUCUUGGACCACGCCAACGAGCUGCUCGACGACACCACCACCACGGACCUGAAGUCCCUCGUCCAGAAGGCUACGGGCCUGCUGAACUCGGACCUGCUGUCCAAGGUCGGCGGUCUACUCACCCCGGCCUUGCUAACGAACGUGACCGACAUCCUCGGUGGUGCGCACGAUUUACUCACACCGGAUUUCGUGUCCAACACCAAGACGCUUAUUAAUGAUGCGACGCCGUUGAUCGUGGAAGUAUCAGAGCUCUUCAAAGCCCUUCUGGGAUAGGCUACCGCGCGCACGCACGAUU